AUGAUAUAUUUUUUGAAACGAGUUAAUCCGUAUAUAUAUUCCAAGAGAAUAACACAAACACGCUAUUAUUUUGCAGAAGCAGUAUGUUGGACAAGAAGUGCAGAAAGACAAAGUUGUCGCAUGAGAAUUGAAUAUCUUAAAUCAGUUCUGAAACAAGAUGUUGGCUUCUUUGACAAGCAAACCGAUAGUGAUUCUUCAAAGACCUUCCAAGUAAUUUCUACCAUAACUUCUGAUGCCCAAACAAUCCAAGACACCAUGGCUGAUAAGAUACCGAACUGUCUAGUUCACCUGUCAGCAUUUUUUUCUAGCUUCAUAGUAGGACUCUUCCUCUCAUGGAGGCUUGUAAUAGCUGCAUUUCCAUUCUCAAUAAUGAUGAUCAUGCCAGCAAUCAUAUUUGGGAAGGCAAUGAAAGAUCUUGGGGAGAAAAUGAAGGAUGCAUAUGGCAUAGCAGGGAGCAUAGCGGAACAAGCUAUCUCGUCGAUUCGAACGGUUUAUUCAUAUGUUGCCGAGAAAGAAACACUAAAGAGGUAUAGCUCUGCUCUUGAAAGGAGUAUGGAGCUGGGAAUAAAGCUAGGGAGAACAAAGGGUGUUGUAGUUGGUAGCUUUGGGUUGCUUUAUGCUACUUGGGCAUUUCAAUCUUGGGUUGGAAGUGUUGUGGUUAGGACUAAAGGUGAAAGAGGUGGACUUGUGUUUGCUGCUCAAAUUUGCAUGAUUUGGGGAGGACUGUCUCUGAUGAAUGCACUUCCAAAUCUAACUUUCAUUGUAGAGGCAAAAGUAGCAACAACCAGAAUUUUCCAAAUGAUUGAGCAAAUACCAAUCAUAAACUCUCACAAACAAAAAGGAAGGAUCUUAAGCCAUGUGAGAGGAGAAAUCACAUUCACAAAAAUUGACUUCACUUACCCACCACGACCGGACACACCGAUUCUCCAAGGACUGGAUCUGAAGUUUCCAGCAUGUAAAACAAUAGGCCUAGUUGGAGGCAGUGGUUCUGGAAAAUCCACAAUCAUCUCUUUGAUUGAAAGAUUCUAUGAUCCUUUAUAUGGUGAGAUAUUGCUUGAUGGACAUGAUAUAAAGAGGCUUGAGCUUAAGUGGCUAAGGUCACAAAUGGGACUUGUUAAUCAGGAGCCUAUUCUGUUUGCAACAUCAAUUAGGGAGAAUAUUCUGUUUGGCAAGGAAGGUGCUUCAAUGGAAGCUGUUAUAAAUGCAGCUAAGGCUGCAAAUGCACAUGGUUUCAUUGUUAAACUUCCUAGUGGAUAUGAAACUCAAGUGGGACAACUUGGGACUCAGUUAUCUGGAGGACAAAAGCAAAGAAUUGCAAUAGCAAGGGCCCUAAUUCGCAACCCGAAAAUCCUACUCCUUGAUGAAGCCACAAGUGCAUUGGAUUCAGAGUCUGAAAGAAUAGUGCAAGAGGCCCUUGAUUUGGCUUCAAGAGGCAGAACAACAAUCAUUGUAGCUCAUCGCAUAUCGACGAUUCGAAAUGCUGACUCGAUAGUAGUCCUUCAAUCAGGAAGAGUUGUUGAAUCUGGCUCCCAUGUUGAGCUACUCAAACUUAACAAUGGACAAGGGGGUGCUUAUAGCAAAAUGCUAAAACUACAACAAACAAAUCAAAAUGAAGAUUCAACAUUGAAUGAUGUGAGCAAGAGUCCCCAAGUUAUGUCAUAUUUAACAAGUCCAAGAUCAAUGCCAGUUACUCCAACUCAUCAUUCAUUCACCUCACCGACACCAAUAUACUCAAUCAGUGUUCUGGGGUCCCCUUUUGAUGACUACUCUGAGAAUUCUGAGAUUUCUUCAAAAGCAAGUUUCUCGCAAUGGCGUUUGAUAAGAAUGAAUUCCCCUGAGUGGAAGUAUGCUCUGAUAGGAUGCUUAGGUGCUAUUGGCUCUGGAAUUUGCCAACCUUUUUACUCUUAUUGCCUUGGAUUCAUUGCUUCUAUCUACUUUAUAACCGAUCACUCGCGCAUCGUCUCACAAAUCAGGCUGUACUCAUCAAUUUUCUGCAUCAUAGCAGUUGUCAACUUCAUAUCAGGCCUAAUUCAGCACUCGAGCUUCGCCAUCAUGGGCGAGAAAUUGCUAAAGAGGGUGCGCGAGAAUCUGCUAGAGAAAAUCCUUACAUUUGAAAUAGGAUGGUUUGAUCAAGAAGAUAACACCAGUGCAGCCAUCUGCGCUCAUUUGGCGUUCGAUGCAAACUUGGUCAGGUCUCUUGUAGCAGAAAGAAUGUCAUUACUAGUUCAAGUAUUUGUCACUGCCACCCUGGCUUUCGCACUCGGUUUAUAUGUCUCAUGGAAGGUGGCAAUGGUAAUGAUAGCUAUGCAGCCCUUGAUCAUUGCUUGUUUCUAUUCCAAAUUCAUGCUUAUGAAAAGUAUGUCAGGUAAAGCAAGAAAGGCUCAAAGUGAAGGUAGUCAAUUAGCAAUGGAAGCUACCAUUAACCAUAUAACUAUUGCUGCAUUUUCAUCAGAGAAAAGGGUAUUGAAUUUGUUCAAAAAUUCAAUGAAAGGACCUCAUUUGGAAACCGUAAAGCAAUCAUGGAUUUCAGCUGCAAUUUUGUCAUUGUCACAGUUCAUAACUACAGCUUCUAUAACCUUAACAUUUUGGUAUGGAGGAUUGCUGCUAAACAAAAAGAUGGUGAAUUCAAAUGACCUUUUGCAAGUUUUCUUAAUACUGAUGGGAACUGGAAGACAAAUUGCUGAGACAGUAAGCAUGACUUCGGACAUAGCGAAAAGCGGGAAAGCCGUUAGCUCGAUUUUUGCAAUUUUGGACAGGAAAACUCAGAUUGAACCUGAAGAUCUUAGGCUUAUGAAGUUCAGAAAGAACAACAACAUAAAGGGUCAUGUGAAGUUAAAAGAUGUGUUCUUUUCAUACCCAUCAAGGCCAGAACAAAUGAUCCUAAAGGGUCUUAGUCUUGAAAUUGAAGCUGGGAAAACAAUUGCAUUGGUGGGACAAAGUGGGUCAGGGAAAUCCACUAUCAUUGGACUAAUUGAAAGAUUUUAUGACCCAAUUAAUGGAUCAAUAUUUAUAGAUGGUUGUGACAUUAGGGAAUUUGAUUUGAGAAGUUUGAGGUUACAUAUUGCAUUGGUGAGUCAAGAGCCUACACUCUUUGGUGGAACUAUACGUGAUAACAUUGUGUAUGGAAAGAUUGAUGCAUCUGAAGAUGAAAUAAGAAAGGCAGUGCGUCUUGCAAAUGCUCAUGAGUUUAUAAGUUCAAUGAGAGAUGGAUAUGACACAUACUGUGGAGAAAGAGGAGUGCAGCUUUCAGGGGGACAAAAGCAAAGAAUUGCAAUUGCCAGAGCAAUACUAAAGAACCCAUCAAUCCUUCUCAUGGACGAAGCAACAAGUGCUCUCGACAGCGUUUCAGAGAAUCUAGUGCAAGAUUCCCUGGAGAAAAUGAUGGUUGGAAGAACAUGUGUGGUUAUUGCUCAUCGUUUGUCUACAAUUCAGAAUGUGGACACCAUUGCUGUGAUCAAGAAUGGGAAAUUGGUGGAGCAAGGUUCACACUCCGAGUUAAUGAAUGUUGGAACAAAGGGUGCUUACUACUCCAUGAUUAGGUUACAACAUGGGACUAACUCUACUAGCUGAGUGAAAUGUUGAUCAUGUAACAUUACCUUUUGAUUUACAAGCAUUGUUACUAAAUCAUGUUAGUUAAAAGAAGUACAUUCUCUUGUAAAAGAAAAAAAUCACUUUACCCGCUAGUUUAU
Arachis duranensis is the source of this 3689-nucleotide messenger RNA. Its product is annotated as putative multidrug resistance protein. Gene Ontology annotation, cellular component: membrane. Gene Ontology annotation, biological process: transmembrane transport. NCBI's taxonomy places the organism in Eukaryota, Viridiplantae, Streptophyta, Magnoliopsida, Fabales, Fabaceae. The transcript is spliced from 5 exons. Gene Ontology annotation, molecular function: ATP hydrolysis activity; ATP binding; ABC-type transporter activity. The record is from RefSeq and is a predicted model, not a curated record. The coding region runs from base 1 to 3570 and encodes 1189 amino acids.